Penicillium maclennaniae is the source of this 1521-nucleotide messenger RNA. RefSeq names its product putative MFS multidrug transporter. The record is from RefSeq and is a predicted model, not a curated record. Lineage: Eukaryota; Fungi; Ascomycota; Eurotiomycetes; Eurotiales; Aspergillaceae. Bases 1 to 1521 code for a protein of 506 amino acids. The transcript has 4 exons. Gene Ontology annotation, biological process: transmembrane transport. Gene Ontology annotation, cellular component: membrane. Gene Ontology annotation, molecular function: transmembrane transporter activity.
AUGUCGUCGACCCCAGGUCUAACAGCUUCAACGCCCGAGUUGCCUACGACGGCAACACGCCCAAAGCUCAUGGGCACAUGCACAAAUGGGCUUGAUCUGGAGAAACUAGGUAGAGAGCGGCCAUCUCACUUCUCGAGUCGAUGGUCAGAACUUGCAUUUUGCUUCUCUAUUGUCAUGUCCCAGAUCCUAGCGGAAUUCUUCAUCACAGGAUCCAACCUUCUACUACCUACACUUGUUACCGAGCUAGGUAUCCCGGAAGCCUCCACAAUAUGGCCGACCACUGCCCUUUCCCUCGUAGUGUGCGCCACACUCCUCAUCUUCGGUCGCUUGACAGACAUGUACGGAGGAUACCUCGUUUACAAUGUUGGAGCUAUCUGGCUCACAAUAUCUUCAAUCCUCGCUGGCGUCUCGACUACAUGGCUCAUGUUGAUUAUCUGUCGUGCACUGCAAGGCUUAGCCCUUGGAGCACUCCUCCCAUCCGGAAUGAUGAUCCUGGGAAGCACAUAUCGCCCAGGUCCUCGGAAGAACCUCGUCUUCAGUUUUCUCACCUGGAGGUGGUAUUUCUACAUUGGUGCAAUCUUGUCUGCCAUCAUGGCCGCGUCGUCGAUUUUCUCGGUCCCCAGAGACUACUACGAGAAGAAAGAGCUCGGCAUUCGUAUGGAUUGGGCUGGACUGGUCCUCUCUAUCACAGGCACUACGCUAUUCGUUUUCGCGAUUGCGGAUAGCUCAUACGCACCACAAGGAUGGAAGACACCAUAUAUCAUCGUCUUCUUCGUGUUAGGUAUGAUUUUAUUGGGGGUGAUGGCUUAUAUUGAAGGGUGGGUCGUUCAAAACCCUCUGCUCCCUGGUGACAUCUUUCACGUGAAGCAUAUGGCGGCCCUUGUCAUUGCUUUGUUGUUCCUUUACGGCAGCCUGGGAAUUUUUCUACUAUAUGGUGUUCUCUACAUGUCCGAUUUCAUGGGCGGGUCACCUCUUCAGAUCGUCGCCUGGACUGCCCCGAUGGGUGUCGGUGGCUUGAUUCUCUCUGCGGCUGGUGGAUUCAUUCUACACAAAGUAUCCGGAACACUCUUGAUGCUCAUCUCAUGUCUUGGUUACGUGGGCUCUGGUUUGCUCUUUGCCAUCAUUCCGAUCGGCGGUAAUUAUUGGGCAUACAUCUUUCCGGCUAUGAUAUGUGGUACCGUUGCGAUCGAUAUCAGCUUCAACCUCGCCAACAUUUUCAUCACAACCAGCUUGCCCAAGGCGAGACAAGGACUUGCAGGUGCUCUGAUCUACUGUACUUUGCAUUUGGGGAUCGCGGUUAUGCUUGGCUUUGCGGAUAUUGUUCAGACGCAGAUGAAGUAUCUUGGCGUUCGGAAGAGUUACAAGGUUGUCUUCUGGUUCCAGACGGGUUUGGCUGUUGUAGGGCUGUUUAUUGUUUUGCUUUUGGUGAGAAUUCGCCAUGCAAAGAGUGAACUGACAGCCGAGGAAAUUCAGGCCCAAGGGACGCAGAGUAGCGUAAGGAGGGACAACGAAGAGGUUUGA